GUUAUUGUAGGUAUAAUUUUAAAGAUAAAGACUGGCAUAGCAAGGUUGAUUGUGGUUCCGCCUUUGACAACUACAUAUCUUGGUUUUCGUAGUUGCGUGGAAAUAUAAAUAAAUACAGAUAAUAUUAUCCUCAUUACUAAACAGCGCGGUAAGCUAAUAGUGCGUGUAUUGAGUAGUCUAGCACAAUGUGGGACAAAAUUGUGUUAUUUGUUACAAUAUGUUUAGUAACUUUUUUUGUGAGAAAAAUAAUAUCAGCAAGACCGAAUAAAAUUCAGUUUUAUUCCUAUUUUGCUUUUUUCUACGUAACAAGUUCUCUACUGGCAUGUGUCAUUUGGCCGUACUUCUUGUUAAGCCCGAAAAAUGUAAGAAAUGCAAAGUUAGCCGCCAAUAUACUAAAGCAUAUAACAAAGGUAUUAGACAUAAAGUGGGAACUCCGGAACGGGGAGAUCCUAACCGAAGACCGCGGAGCUGUGAUAGUUUCUAAUCAUCAGUCUGCUUUUGACAUCCUUGGUUUAUUCAAUGUGUGGGCGAUAGUAGGUAAAAUGACUGCUAUAGCCAAAAAAGAAAUAUUUUAUGUGUGGCCGUUUGGAUUAGCAGCGUACUUUGCUGGGGUGGUCUUUAUAGACCGCAGUAACGCAAAAAAAUCAUAUGAGCAACUGAAGAUCACCUCCGACGUUAUGGUGAAUAAGAAGGUAAAAAUUUGGCUCUUCCCGGAAGGUACCAGAAACAAAGACUACACUAAAAUGCUACCAUUUAAGAAAGGAGCCUUCACAAUGGCGAUAUCUGCACAAGUACCUAUUAUUCCUGUUGUGUUCUCUCCGUACUAUUUCAUAAACAGAAAAAAAUAUCUGUUUCAAAAAGGUCACAUAGUCAUGCAAUGUCUAAAGCCUGUUACAACGAAGGGCAUGACUUUGGACGACCUGCCCAAAUUAAUGGAGGAAGUGCGGAGUUCCAUGGAGGCCACUUAUGACCAGCUCGCUAUUGAGGUGCUGGGUAAUUUACCGAAGAAUUACCAGCACACAACAGUUGGAUAACAAUUGCUUAAUCAGACGUAAUUCUACGUCCACUUCAGGUCUAUAGUAUAUGGUAGCACAAGAAAUUAUUGUACCUAUUGACUGUCCAAAUUGCAGGAGUGGGUCACACAGGACAAUUCAACACUAAUCGCUUUAACCCGCGUUCAGGACAGAAAUGUAUUGAUGUUAGCAGCACGUACUGAUUUGUGUGAGCUAUUUAUUUGAUCAUAAACUGACUUGUGUACUAUUAGUAUAUUUAUUGAAGGAGGUGGUGUAGUACGGUGAUUUAGAUGAAAGAAAAAAUAUUAAUGUAUUGAGAUAGUGUAAAAUAUUCAUCCCACGGAUGAUAAUGACGAAAUUAGUUUUUAUUAUAAGUUGGUAAACCUAUACGAUUAAACGGUAGUUCAACUAAGGCUGUUGCUAAGAAGUUAUUAUUGUGAGCCACGUACCGGUAGAAGCCUUGGCUGCAUGAAGCCGAUUUGUAUCAUGUUACGUAAAUAAAAAUGUAAUAUGUAAACUAGUUUUAGACCUAACUCUAAGCUACCUUGUACUAGACAUCACCGAGCUUCUUCUUUAACUGCCUGAGAUAAGUAGUAAACCAAUAGAAACGGUUUAAAAAAAAGCCUUUGUUUGGAAUAUAACCUUGCGAAACCUAUAAAAAAAUGCAUUAUUUACUUAAUUUAAUAUAUUUCAAUAUAUUCGCUUUAAGAAAAGCAGAUAAAAUUUUACAUUGUCUUAAACUUACAUAUCUAACAUGGAAAGGUACCCAACUGUCCGGUUCCGAUUUGAUUUAUAUUUAUAUAUGUUAUAAAGUUGUCUAAAAUAACAGACACGUAUUUUUUUAGCUGCUCAAACUCAACCUAUUUGGAGAAAUUGUCCUCCAAAGUACUAGAAAAUUACUAAAUCUUCUAACUCCUAUAGAAAGUGAUGCUCAAGCAACUUGCUAGUUAAUGGCUGGUUUGAGUAUAUGUUUGAGAGCAGGAAAAAAUAAUGAGCUGCUGAAACUAUUUUUUUCUCUCAAACAUACUUAAACAAGCCAUUAAGUUGCAGGUUGCUUGCGCAUCACUUUCUAUAGGAGUUAGGACUUAGAAUAUUUAAUACUACCUUUCCUUGUAAGUAAUUUGUUAACACCUCCCUAGUAUAAGUAAUUAAUAAUAAUUAACACCGAAGCUGCAACGGAUUUUGCAAAAAACAUCACAUAAGUACGAGAAACCAGAAUUUUUCUUACUUCCGCAGAAACGGAGGAAAGCUUAGUUUUGCUUAUCUAUUAUCAGACUUCUUUUAAGUAGGUAGGUAUAUUUUUGAAAUGUGAUUUUUUGCGUCAGUUUACUGAUCAGUUUUGAUGGUCAAGAAAGUGAUGACAAUAAUUAAUGUUUUUACGACAACGCUAAACCAUAUACUUAUAUCUAGUAUCCUGUUAUUAAAGUUUUAUUUCAAUUUUAUUACAUUAAUAUAAUUAAUGUAAUAAAUAGGUAGUGCUUUUUAUUACGAAUUUAGGUGUUUAUAACGUUCAUAUUUUGCUUUGUAUCAAGUAGAUAUUUUAACGAUUAUUUUUUAUAAAAGGUUAAUUUAUUCUACUGUAAGGCAUUUAUAUAAACAAAUAUAGUCGCUAAGUUUAAAAUUAAAACUUAUUCCUUAGGUAAUCUAUUCUGCCCCUAAGGUAAAUAGCAGUAUAUCAAAUGAAAAUAGUACCGUAAAUCUGAAAGUUGCAUUUUCAAAAUAAUGCGUUUUUCAGAUAUUGUCGUUUAGGGCAGUAUUGUACAUCAGUUAGGUCGUGUUGUGUCCUGCUACCCGCAAGUGUUACGUUGGUUAUACGGUCAUUUAAUUAAAUUCCAUGGAGACUACCAAAGAUCUGUCACUGUUAUUGACUAACGUUCAAAUUGGAAGUGACAUUGUGAUCAGCUGCUGACUGCUUUGCCAUGGCAAAACUUGAGCAAACAGCCUUAACUAGGUAGUAAGCGGCAAGUUUAAAUGCAAAAAGUGGUUUUUGCACUGUUUUAUGGCAUCGGCACGGACCUCAUAAUAAAUCUUUUGCUAAUCUCUUAUAUAAAGACGAUAGUGGAGACCUCUAAAAGUUUUUAGAUAAUUAUAACCAGGUAAACUUUAUUAAAAAGCCAUUUGUUUGACUGCUGAAUAUGGCUGCAGAUUGAAAAACUCAAAUCUAGAAUCCUAGUCUAUUUUGUCCUCAUGGUAUGGUCCAGUGUUAUUUAACGGAGACACUGAUUGUUAUUUUUUUAUUUCAAGUUCUAUUUCCCAUGUAAAUGAUAUAUCAGAUGUGUGAGAUGUGUAUGAUGUUCCUUUACUAUGAUGAUUAUGAUGAUGAGAUCUAUCGAUUCUGAUUACAGGAGAGUGCUAUAUGACUUAUUAAUAAUUAUCAAAUUAAAUACAUUAUUUAUAUUAAGCAUUUCAUACAGAUUACAAUGGUCCCUUAAACCAUACAAUUUAAAUUUCAGGAGAAAUUAAAAGUUAAAGUUUCAUUUCGAGCCAUAUAACUUGUACGAAAUGAUAAAGACACUAUCCGCAGUUAGUUCUAAUUUUAACCAACUUAUGCGCUGGGAUCGCUUUACUUACCCCCACCAUGCACUUCGCACGGUCCCAAUAGCCAGGAAAGCAUAGAUUUAAAAAAAUUAUAUUUUGCCCAAUCCCAUUAUAGGAGCUGUAAAACUGCAUACCUCCUAUGAUGGGACAAUCUUAUAAUAUACAAUGAUGCUUGCCAUGCCGUAAUUUCAUGUUUUAAGAAUACAUAAGUAAAAUGUAGUUAACAAACAAAUGAAAUAUUUUAAAAUUUCACGUCUGUGACAGUGUGGUAUGAUAGUCAGCAGCAUUACUCCAGCAUUAUUGUAACGCGACAUUAAUGCUGGCCGCAUUUCUGAGGCAGCAAUGCAGUUGGCAGUCAUGUCGCGCUGCAAUACUGCUGCAGUAAUGCUCGUGCAGUGUGAAUACGAACGGUACCUUAAGGUCUUGUUUUGACGUCGCGCACACACGCAUGGGAUUUUAGCUACAUUGCGGACUAUUAAGGAUAUAUGUAGUACAUUGAAAUCUGCCGACCGAUCAAAUACCGCAAUGUAAUGAAUCUCGUAUGCGACUUCUCUCAUAGUCUAAAUGAGCCCUAAUAUAUUGAUCUGUUGAAUUAAAAACAUUUAUAUCGAUGUUCCCUAUUUUCAUUCUAAUAUUUAUUUUCAUACUCAUGUCCAAUUAUAGGGGACCUAUCACUGGUUCCUUUCCAUUACCGGGGUUCCAUCACUAAGGCUUUGUGGUCCAUGACUGGAGAUAAAAAACAUAGUUUUUAUUUGUUGAAUAUGUGGAAACGAAUUGCAGUAUCUUUUGUACAAUACGCCUGAAACAUACAAGACGGUUAGGACGUUCAACUUUUAACACGCUAAGGAGUAGAAUUUUUACAUGUAUCAGGAAAAUGUCACAAAUGCUACAAAUUUGCUCUUAAAUGUCCCAGCCCCUCUAUUAGUGCAUUCACAGCAAAAUUUCCCGGCAUAAAUUUAGAUCCAGUUGGACAACUUAAAAUAAUAAACGGAUAUCUAGAUGUCGUAAUGAGUAAUACCGAUAGACCUUAAAACCUCAUAUCGAAAACUUGAACGGUUUGAUAGGCACCUCGAAGUUUCUUUGUAGGCAGAGUGAUAUGAUAACGGCUAAAGAACAUGUUUCAACCUCUCGACACAAGGUAUAAUGAUAUUAUUAGAAAUUAUGAAUCCAUUUCUCACUUGAUUACGAGCAUCCAAAAGAUUUGCUUAAUUUUUGGCUUUUGCACUGUUUUUAAACAUUCAUUUGGCACAACGGAUCAGGAUGAUGCAAGUAUGUAUAACGACGCCAUUUUAAGUCUCGAAAAUCACCAAAAGGAUUUAGCAAAUUUAAUAAAAAAUAACAUAUUAGUAACUUCAACGACCUUAAAAUCCCAUACAGAAUUUAUUAACAAAUGAAUUGUCGACGAGCAAAGAUUGAAUGACGCCGUUAACUUACCGUUUCUGUUAAAAACCUAACUGUAAUUUGUAAUAGCUUAGAAAUAUAGGUAAGGUUGAAUAUUUUAGAAUUACUAAGUAUAAUACAGAAUAAUCUUUUGGCCCUGUCCUUCAAAUUAGAAGCCAUAAUUAACGCCAAACAUUAAUUAUGUCUUCUAAUUUGAAGGAAAAAUUAACAACAUUGUUUUCCUAUUAAAAAUACCAUUGGUUUAUUCUCAGGAUUAUAAUAUUUAUCAUAGCAUGUCUUUUCACAUACCACGGUAACAUAACAUCGCCCACUUACGCGAUGAUUUUGCCCACUGUUAGUUACUUGGCAAUAAGUAGAGAUAAAGCACGCUAUUGCAAGUUAGAGCGUUUAAGUAGGUAUAAUAGUUGUAAGAUACUUAUUAUCUUAUUAAUAACUUGUAUAUUUGUAAUGUUGACCAAAUUUAUUCCACUACGUCAUCAGUGUCAUCACUCAUUUGUGAAACCGAAAUUGCGACAAAAUUGUUAUCUUUUGAGCCUGAUGAUUGUAAGUAAGUAAGUAAGUAAAUAUUCUUUAUUGCACCAACAAUUAUACAUUUUACAUACAUGUAAAACUACAAAUGAAUUUUAAAGGAAAAUAGAACCAGGUAACAACAGGCGGUCUUAUCGGUAAAACUAAGCUUUUGCAUGGAAACAUAGAAAUUUGGCAUGAACUUAGUAAUAAAUGUAAUAAUAAAUGGAUUUACAUAAUUUCUCAGAAAACGAAAUGAAUGUCAAAAUAAUUCUAGUAUUUACGAAACCGACACUCAAAAUACUGGGUUGUUAACCAUACCUAAUAUAUAUAUAAAUAUACAACAAGAGUGUAGAUUUGAAUAUAAAGCCUAUUUUUUCAGAUUUCAAUCUAAUUUAAAACAAAUGUUGCAAUUAUAAUAAACUGAAGAAUUUUCAAUUAGAUUUUCCACCUGUAAACCUAAAUACAUUAAGUCUUAAUUCAGUUAAGGAUAAUAAUUAUCAAAUUAUAAAAGAUAUGGACAAAAUUAUAAAAAACCCAUAUCUUCUUAUAUUGUAAUUAUUAUACUAUUCCAGCUCUGUAAUUAUUAUAAGCAAUGUAGUGUUAUAUUUCUUUAAUAAGAUAAUGACAAAUAAAUAUAAUAAGGGGCGUCUCCUCCUAUUCCCGAAACCCGGAACAUCUUCCAUAUCCAAUCAUUCCGAAGUUAAACCUCCCCGCACCAGCUCCCAUACCGAGAUUCCGCUCAUCAUAAACUUCACUCCUCCAGAGUAGAAGUUUAUUUCCACCCCCGGGAGAUGUUAUGAUUCCUCCCUGUACCCUAAAAAGCUGACCUAGCAGUAUCAUCAGCACAUCACCUCCCUUCCCCCUUUUCUAUAUAGGAAGCCUAACUCCUGUCCGCAGUCAGUUCCCUACCGACUUUCGAGCUCGCCGCGUAUUACUAUCCCUGUGGUCGCUCUGGCCUUCGAGGCCACCCAAGGCCAUGUUGUAUUAAUAUAAGUUAGUCAAGUGUAAAAAAUAAUGUUUUUUUUUUUUUUAAUGGCCUUUGCGGUUCCAUUUAACAGUACGAAAGCAUACUUUUCGAAGCUUAAAAUAAAACGCUUCGCUAGCGCUUCGAGCUCGCUCGAUCAAUAAGAUAGCAAGUAUAAUUAAUUAUCUAAUAAUUGUGACGUUCUUGUAGUUUUUGGUCUGUUGCCGUUAUCAUAAUGUAAGUAACGCCUACGUCUCCUAGCAAGGCAGGGCAGGCAAGGCCUAUCUCGUCAUUCCUAUUAUUUACGUACUUGCUACGGCAUCCAGAUUACUUUCGGUGGCAGAAUGAUCCGCAAUCAUAGAAGCGUAAAGCUUCUCGGCUCUGGCAUUAGACCCAGGGCUGCCAGAUCGUAUAAAUCGAUACAAAUUAAAUAUAAUCGCACUGAUUAUUAUAUCUAUUAUGUAUAGGUAGUCAUUCAGUGCGAAUACGAAAAAACACGGAUGUUUUUAUUUCACGAAGGGAUUAACAGAGACGGAUUGGGGGAUUGCCAACUUGAUAAUAAGAUACAGUAACGAUUUGAAUGGUUUCUCUCUUUAAACUCUGACACUGAAACUGUUUGGUGUUCUAGGUAGGUACAUGAUGGAUGUUUGUUCCUCGUAAUCUGUGAGAUGUGUUUUACUUUUUUUUAUUCAUAUAAAUUGAAGUUUGACACCGAUUCAGGGACGAAUCAUGUUGUCACUUUCUAAUAUAUGACACUAUCCCUUUCGGCUAAUUAGGGUUGUCAAAAUUGAAGUUAUAAUCUUAUCUGUGGUUGUGCACGUAGAGGGACGUCUAGUUGUGCCAACCCUAAUAAUUGCUCGGAGCAAUUCUGAGCCAAGAGCGCCAGAAAGGUAGAGUGACACCCCACUGGUAUAAGAUUGAAAUGAAAUAAAUAAAAAUAAUAAGCACAGCAAGCUUGUGCCAGACUCGCGCCUCGAGAAUGUUGAAAGUCCGACUCACGUUUGACCAGUUAUAUUACUUGUUGUUACGCAGUAUAUAGUCUAGUCAAGCGUUAGUCGCCGAGUAAGCGUUGGUGGCUUACGUAUUUAGGUAAGCGUGCGACUUUCAUCCCGGAGGUCGCGGGUUAAACCCCGGCCCCUGCCAGUGAGUUAUACGGAAACCGGACUAACCCCAAUGAGGUCUAGUUAUCCUCUGGGUUGAAAGGUCAGAUGGCAGUCGCUUUCGUAAAAACUAGUGCCAACGCCAAUUCUUGGGAUUAGCCAAGCGGACCCCAGGCCCUAAUGAGCCGUGGCAAAAAGCUCGGAUAAUGUGAGAUACAGUCCGGUCGACAAGUUCAAAAUGGUGAAAAAUAGAUAAAAUGCUCCUAAAUAUACGUGUGGCGUGUGGUACAUUCAGCAUCAAAAGUAGCGAAUGAAAAAACACGCCAAAUGUAGAUCAUUUUCUAAAAUUCGCGUUCAAAAAUAUAUCUUUUACAGUCUUAGUUGUUCUAUACUAAAGACAUCACUUUUUGUUAAGCUGUUACAGAAUGUUAGAUACUUAUGAAGCGUUAUUUGAUCCGCUACUUUUGAUGCUGACUCUACCUCAUUAGACUUAUAAUAAUGUCAAGAAAAAUAUAUUCGAAACGUUCACGUGAAAAAAAUGCUCAAGUUUUAAAAGAAAUAAACACGAAAAAAAUGAUAUUUCGUUGUUGGCCAAUAUUAAACUAUAAAAAUUAUAAUAGUUUAUCUUUCAAGAGGAAAUUUCCUGUAAAAACAUCUAGGUACUCUAACUCUCUGAAAAUACCCCUUCGCGUCUCAUUUUCGUGAUGCGGCGUGAAUAAGCGAGUAGGUAACAUUAAAAAUAUUAUUUAAUAAAACCGGCCAAGAGCAUGUCGGGCCACGCUCAGUGUAGGGUUCCGUAGUUACUCUUCCGUCACAAUAAGCUAAACUGGAGCUUAAAGUAUAGUAAAUUGUUAACCAAGGGAUGAAACGGUACCUUUCACGCGACUUAAACAAAUAGGCAAAUUUGCAUAAUCAGUACCUAAAGUAAGUCUUUUUAUUAUGGGAGAAACUUUUUGCGAUAACUCAAAAACAGCUAAACUGAUCAUGUCCGCUAUAGUUUUCAUUUAAUGUCUUUCUUAAGCUCUACUUCCACGAUUUUUUUCUUUUUUUUGGACCUAUGUUUCAAAAGCUAGAGGGGGGGGGGACAUUUUUUUUCUCUUUCGGAGCGAUUAUCUCCGAAUAUAUUCACUUUAUCAUAAAAUGUUUGUUGAAGACCCCCAUUAGUUUUGAAAGACCUUUUCAACGAUACCCCACACUAUAGGGUUGAAGCAAAAAAAAAAUUCACCCCCACUUUACGUGUAAGGGAGGUACCCUCAAAAAAAUUAAAUUUUUAUAUUUUAUUGUACGACUUUGUCGGCUUUAUUAAUUUAUAUAUUCAUGCCGAAUUUCAGCUUUCUAGCACUAACCACAGAGCAAAGCCUCGGACAGACAGACAGACAGACAGACGGACAUGGCGAAACUAUAAGGGUUCCUAGUUGACUACGGCACCCUAAAAAGGUACCUAUUCAAUCAAUGGAUCUUUAUUGAUUGAAUAGGUAUAUACACCGUGUUUUUUUUGAUUUGCGUUAAUUUCAAGGGUGCAUUCCUGAGCUUAAAUUAAGUAACUUUCUCAAAGACACCGGUAUUCCAAUUAACUCCAUUUCGGAGAUAAUCAAUAUUAUAUUUUUAUCUUACAAAGCUCUUACGAGUGUGUACACUUACCGUAGGACCCGUUCACAUAUUGAUUAGUGUUUAGUACGGGUUAAUUGGGACCGUGCGAAGUGCGUGGUGGAGGUAAGUAAAGCGAUCCCAGCGCAUAAGGUGGUAAAAAUAUGAACUAACUGCGGAUACUAUAUGGCUCGAAAUGAAACUUUGAUUUACGAUUACUCCUGAAAUAUUCAUUUAAAUUGUAUGGUGUAAGGGACCAUUGUAAUCUGUAUGAAAUGCUUAAUAUAACUAACGUAUUUAUUUUGAUAAUUGUUAAUAAUUUAUCCAUGUAAAUAGCUUUGCAAAUGCCACAUAUUACGUGAUCUUUUUCUAGAAGUUAAGAAUGGAUAUAGUAAGUUAUCCUUAAAAGAUAGACAUUUCACAUCGCGGACUUUUUUGUAGACCUAUGAAUGAGAAACAACUCCACCAUACAUUUUGUUGUUAUAGCUCAAACGGAUUAGGCAGCGUUUUCGAUUAAAGCUCCUAGCCAGCGUGAUUUUUCCCGACAACAUCGUUAUAUUUCAAACAAUUUACACAAAACCUUAACAAGUUAUAUACUUAAGCCUUCCUCAAGAAUCACUCUAUUGAUAGAUGAAAGUCGUAUGAAAAUCCGUUCAGUAGUUUUUAGUUUUGGAGUAGUUUUAUAAGAUGUAGUGAAUUGACGUUUUCCCCUAGAAUUGCGGACACUAGGUUGCGUGACAGUCGUGCACGCUCCCAAUACAUUUUCUACUAAACGUAUGUACUAUCUCGGACAAUCGAUGUUCGAAAUGACAUUGACAUGUCACAGUUUUCAAUUGUUUGAUUGAGAUAAAUGUAAUGCCCGUGCAACAACAACGCUAUGCAACAUUUAAUUACAUUUUAUAACAAAAAAAAAAAUUUAAAAAUAUUUUUUUUUUUUUGGAAAAUUAACUAUGUCAUGUAGUUUCCUUAAACGUACUUACCAAUAUCCCGAAGUUAACGAAAUUCAAUAAAAACACGGUGUAUACCUAUUCAAUAUUAAGAAUUUGAAAAUUAUGGUGUAUUUAUUUUAAGCAUGUUAAAGAAUGUACUAAGUACUUACUUAUCUUAAAAUAUAUUUUUCAACAAGUUAUGCAAAAACAAGUGUUAAGUAAACGUCAUAAUUUCAUAGAAGUUUGACGUUUAAAAUAACACUUGCACUGUCUGGGCUGUCAACAUCGCUGCUAACUUAUCUUGGUCUAACCCUAACACAUGUUUCUUGAACUUACGUCUUUAUUGUAAACUAAAAAAAGGUUAAAAUAAUUGGUGUAAAAAUAGUUUGCCUCGUGGAAAUCACGUUAUAAAAUUUUGUGGCGUCAAAGAAAAUAUCGAAUGCAUUCACGUAUCCUUGGUAAUGAAGGUUAGAAAACCCAGUAGAUAAGUUUAAGUAAGUAUAAUUUUUUCGAACUUGAAUUAUCUAGUAGGGUAAGUACAGUGAGUAGGUACCUAUUCACUAAGUCUCAGGCGACAGGCGAUGCCGCUUGGCAAGAUUGUUCCUUAUUUGGUCAAACAAAGCUGGGCGGCCUACCGCGUAAACCGAAAUUCGCAAAUUGUGGGGAUCAUUCUCUUUUACUCUCACUAAGACGUAAUUAGAGUGACAAAGAAAAAUGCCCGCAAUUGAUGAACUUCAAUUUUCGCGGUUAUAGCCCAGAGGGCCUACCGCAAUCCACGUUCGACGUGUUGUCUCUCUCUAGCACUUGUAAAUUCGUAUGUAAGUGUGACAGGGAGGCAACACGUCGAACGUGGUUCGCGGUAGGCCCUCUGAUUUGGCUCGGUAGCCACGAGAUCGUACCGUGCGUACCUAAAAGUGCGGGUCUAAAUUUCUUCCUGGUCUUAGCAACUAGGUCAAGUUAUAGAUAUAUCAUUUUUAUAUAAUUAAGGAACAAAAAACUAUAAACUUUGAAAGGCUUUAUCUCGGAAACUUGACGCAAACGCUAACCCCCUUAUUCAUAAACGUGUACUAAAGUUACGAUGGCGCUAAUAUCCUUUGUCCCUUUCCAUCAUACCAAUACGUCGGAAAGGGACAAACGAUUAUUAGCGCGAACGUAACUUUAGUACACGUUUAUGAAUAAGGGGGUAAAUGUAUAAAGUUACUAUAUUAUAAAUCAGUAUGCAUUAUACUUUUUACAGUACAUUUCGAUGCUAGUGCGGAAAGUAUGUCAUUACUUCACGAGUACUGAGAUAUCUUUCUACGAGCCGUAGGCGAGUGGCAAAACUCGGGACGAGUAUUGAACGACGUUUUUUAAUACAGUUGUGAAAAAAUAAGAAAAACAUCAAUUUUAUUGUUUUUUAUGCAUGUUCUAUAAGACAGAAACAAUUGUAAAUAAGUAUAAAACAUUGUACUAUUAUUACCUUAGCUAAAGGCUAGUAUAUAAUAUAUAUAUAUAUAUAUAAUACUAUUAUCACCUAAGUAUAUUUAUUUAUAAUUAUUUGUGUAGGUAUCGUAUAUUUAAAUUGUAUAAAAACAAUACUUAUCGAAUGUUAAUUUCCUUUGGAAACUUAAAAAAACAAAUAUGCUUGCAGUAAGAAAAAACGCCUCUUUUAUGGCAGGCGUUUUUGGCUUAAAGGACUCGCAUUCAGGCCAUAAUUAUUUAAAAAAAUAAAUUACAGGCGCUUCGGCAGUUAUUCCAAACGUAGUGAUUAUAUUCUCUUUGGUUAUUCCGUUCCGUUUCAGACAACUUAUUCAGAACGGUUUUUCAAUAUUCAAUAUUAAAAUAUAAACGUGUUAUAAUGAUGAAGAGGUAUGUAAUACAAUAUAAAAUAUGUAUAUUUUUAUUAUUCUUUCAUUAACAGUAGGCUUUUAUGUUCAUUACGAAUUUUAAAACAUACUAAAAGAAAGGAAGUUUGAAAAGCACUAAUUCGCGAAAACCAACUUUCCGCACGCUAAACAGCUACGUAAAGUAGUACUUUUUGAGCAACUCUAUUAAAAAUAAACUUACGCGUUGUAGCUUGUAGUCAGUCAUGGCAUCUUAGAAAAUCUCCACAAUCACUUACCUACUAUUCACUAGGUAGUUACCAGCAACAUUCACUGAUCACCAGACACCUUGAUUCGGCACAAAACUAAAAUACCAAAUCGAAUGCUACAAAACUUCCUCGUUUAAAAUAUGGUCUCCAUCAUGCCUCCAUCAAAUCUAUCAUGAGUCAUGAUUUUGCCAAUGCCAAGUGUGAUUGUAUGUAGAGCAUGACGUUUUUCGGUAGUUGCUUUUUAGUAAAGAGAUAGCUGGAUUUUACUAAAAGCCACGAUGGAUUGCCGGGUGCUGAUUGAAACUUGGUUAAACGCGUUACGAGAUUAGUUCUUCAUUAGCUGCACACUUCCACGAUAGCUCACUGCAUAAUAAGCUAUUAAUAUUACUACACUUUAAACAACAUUAAUGAGCAAAAAACAAAAUAAAUAUUCUUCCCCAUUUCAAUCUCAACGACAACCACAACCUGUUCAAACCUACAAGAGAAGACAAUGAAUGAUAUGUCUCUGUCGUGACAAGUGUGACAACGGAAAAAGAAGUUAACCAUGAAGGUAUACGUCCGUGAAGUUAACUAAAAUACUCUUUUAUUACAAAUUUAAAUUGCGUAAUGAAGGUAUCUUACGGGCAAGCCCACUUUGUCAGUAAAAUAAGGCGAGAAAUUCAAAAUGUGUAUUGGAGCGACGUACCUAUCUUAAGUUCGAAUCGGGCCGAUAGUACGCUGCAGAGAUAACUAAUGACCAUACUUAGACGAGAUAAAUAAGAUGACCAUACGAUAUAAUAUUAUAAACCAGUUUCUAUGCAGAGGGCCUACCGCGAACCACGUUCGACGUCUUGCCUCCCUAUCACACUUCCGUACAAAUUUACAAGUGUGACAGAGAGGCAACACGUGGAACGUGGUUCGCGGUAGGCCCUCUGCAUAGAAACUUGUUUAUAAUAUUAUUUCGUCGUGGUUCUUUACGUUCAAUUCUUACUAUUUGCUAAAAAUUGGAGUCGAUAUUCAAACUAGUAAUAAAUAAUUAAACAAAAAUCAACCUUAUUGUUGUAUCAAUAUGGUUCAAUAUGAAUAUGACCUUGUGGUGGUAAUUAAUUACUGAAUUUUGCUUGUACACGAUACAUUCUACUGGAAAUUUGAUGCCUUAAGAGUCAAUUACAUCCACACCAUCAGGCCUGAUAUCGACCAGAUUUCGAGCCCGAGAAAGAAUAUUUUUCCGUUUCACCAAAUAUCAGCACAUCGUUUACAAUAUUUGAACAUUGAGGUAUAAGUACUAGAGUCGGCAUCUCUAACAAAAUGAUUCCGCACCUCAUUGAAGUGCCGGCACUUCAUUGCGUUCAGUACAUCUCCGACGUCUCCGACGUCUUCGACUACUGGCGAGAUGAUGGCAUGUAAAGAAAAUAAAAAAAAAUAAAAAUUGCUCUUAUGCGUUAUGAAAAUGUAUUCUAAUAAUAUCUAGAAACAUAAUAAAAGCAAUAUAAUAACAAUCCACUGCGAAAAAACUUUUGUUUUAAGCUCAUUUAGAUUAUUUUGAAACGUCAUUUUAAACACUCCCGGUGGUACGCCAUUUUCUUUGGCGCAUAGAUUACAUUUCGCAGAUGUAACACGGAGGUACCUUAUUGGUUGCAGAAUAUAUACGCAAUAAUGAUAUAUUAAUUGGACUUUAUGUUUGUAACUCAUUCUAUUGGAUAAUGUAUUCCUGGUACCCCGCGAUACAAGCAAAGCCUAGUGCGGAGAGUCGGAGACCCCUGCCACAUUCGGUAAUUUGAAUUUCUGGAAAUAAAGAUUUAUUUUAUUA
This is a messenger RNA of Cydia pomonella (codling moth), 13902 nucleotides long. RefSeq names its product 1-acyl-sn-glycerol-3-phosphate acyltransferase alpha-like. Gene Ontology annotation, molecular function: 1-acylglycerol-3-phosphate O-acyltransferase activity. Gene Ontology annotation, biological process: phosphatidic acid biosynthetic process. Bases 186 to 1034 code for a protein of 282 amino acids. Lineage: Eukaryota; Metazoa; Arthropoda; Insecta; Lepidoptera; Tortricidae. The record is from RefSeq and is a predicted model, not a curated record. The transcript has 5 exons. Gene Ontology annotation, cellular component: endoplasmic reticulum; membrane.